Molecule: messenger RNA, 1423 nt
Organism: Rubroshorea leprosula
Lineage: Eukaryota; Viridiplantae; Streptophyta; Magnoliopsida; Malvales; Dipterocarpaceae
Source: the annotation of a GenBank genome assembly
GGUCCCUUUCGCUCUUCCUUCACGACGGGAUCUCUCAGUCUCAGACCAUCUCCUUCAUCUUGCUGCUACGCCGGAAUCUCUCCGAUCAUCUCCUCAGUCUUGCUGCCGCGCCUGAAUUUCUCCGAUCAUAUAUCCGUCACGCGCUCUCUUUUACCGGUAAGCUCCUCGCGAUUUUCAUUUGUUCUCCGUUUUUGUGAUCUUUGCUUCUAUUUUAUACAGGAACGGAUUGAAUUUUCAUUUUUCAACUUGAAAAAUAGCUCUAAAUCGGCCAAUUUCACUCUCCUCCGAUCUCUCUUCUCCGCGCAGGAAUCUCCCCAAUUAUCUCCUCCGACUCACUACGGCACUGGAGUCUCGUCAAUCAUAUCCUCCUUAUUGCUCUGUCUUCUCCGGAUUCCCAUCCAAUGACAAGCUUUCGGGUGGCUAACGUUUUGAUUAUGUUUCGGUUGUUAUGCGGCCUCCGAGACAUGGCGGAGGUCGAUAGACAUAUGAGAAUCCUUUUUCUUGAUCAGCAUCGUAUGAGAUGUCAGUUGUUUUUCCCAAACGGUACUCCAGUAGAUGUUGACAUUGCUGGAUAUACGUUAGAUGAAGAUCUUCCAGUUGGAUCAACACAACUUUUCAGUGUUCAAGCGUUUUUAAGCUGGAUUCAAACGGCUAUAGAAUUAGGCUGGGGACUGAUGAGCAUCAUAAUAGAGUUCAACCCCAAUGCUGACGAGAUGAUUAUCAUCCCACCAACUACCGGGCAAUCCAGACUACGCCUCCAAACUGAUACCUUUCCCGUGGACGACCUUGUUGUAGCGUUCGAUGAAGGCCUCGGAAUAGACCCUCGCUUUGGUAUACUACCACAGAGACUCUUGUACGUUCUUCAUAGGAUCAGUAACAUAGAAGAGAGAUCCACAGGUGAGUCAGAUAUGGGUUCUAAGAAUGAAGAGAGAUCCACAGACACAGGGAGGGAGGUGGAGAUACUGCUUUUAGCCAGUCACAAUCUCAUUCUGUUCCGACUCGGAGAUAUGUCGUUUCCACUACACACAGGACAAGGUACUCUUGAGGUCCCAACCUUCCAGAUAUCUGCUCCUCAUACUCAAUGGACACAGAACUUUAGGAUAUCGCGUAACACUCUCGGGCUAUCAAGAGGGAAAGAAUGGUGGAAGCAUGUACCUACAUUACCACUUGAUUCUGAUUGAUUGUUUUUUUGUACAUUGAGUUUACAUUACCCAAUUCAUGGUAGACAAUAGGUAUCUUCAAGUUAGCUUGAGGGGGGAAAGAUGGUGUAUGCAUAUACUUACAUUACCAGUCUUGAUUGAUUCUCUUCUGAUUCUCUUGUAUAUGGAGAGCAUAUUACCCAUUAGAUGUUGACUGCAUUUGUCAUAGGCAAGGUAGGUUGACUGCAAAAGCAGGAACAGACCAAGAAAUGAAUGCUAGAUAA